UAUUAUUAUAAUUUACACUGUAUGCUGUAUUGUAUUAGUGUAUUGUGUAUUUGCGUUUGUGUACACACUAUACUGUUUAGGUUUAGUGCUCACUGCCACACCGCAGUACCUACUCUAGCACAAAAAUCGGCAGCAGAUUUCUAAAAUUUUAAGGAGCUCGCUAAAGAUAAAUUCGUUUCAUAAGUUCGACAUGUUAUUUAACAGUUACUCGAUUUUACAGUUUUAAGAUCUUAUCUAUUAUUAUUUAUUACAUUAAUUUUUAAAGCAAUAAGUUAUUCAUCAUGUCGGGAAAAGACAAAUUGCCAAUAUUUCCAUCUCGUGGUGCUCAAACAAUGAUGAAAGGGCGUCUUAUGGGAGCACAAAAAGGUCAUAGUUUGUUAAAAAAAAAAGCCGAUGCUUUACAAAUGAGAUUUCGUUUGAUUCUUGGUAAAAUUAUUCAGACAAAGACAUUGAUGGGUGAAGUAAUGAAAGAAGCAGCAUUUUCUUUGGCCGAAGCUAAAUUUACUACUGGUGAUUUUAAUCAAGUUGUCUUGCAAAAUGUAACGAAAGCUCAAAUUAAAAUACGUACCAAAAAAGAUAACGUUGCUGGUGUGACAUUGCCUGUUUUUGAAAGUUACCAGGAUGGUACAGACACUUAUGAAUUAGCGGGUUUGGCUAGAGGGGGUCAACAGUUGGCCAAACUUAAAAAAAAUUAUCAAACUGCAAUUAAACUCUUGGUUGAAUUAGCAUCAUUGCAAACAUCUUUUGUUACACUAGAUGAUGUUAUUAAAAUAACAAAUAGAAGAGUCAAUGCUAUUGAACAUGUUAUCAUACCCAGGAUUGAGAAAACACUUGCGUAUAUUAUUUCUGAGCUUGACGAAUUAGAACGAGAAGAAUUUUACAGAUUAAAGAAGAUUCAAGAUAAGAAGAAAAUUGCCAAUAAGAAGAAAGAACAACUUAAGAAAGACAUGAAAGAAGCUGAGUAUGGUAACAUGUUGGAUGAAGGAGAUGAAGAUUUGUUAUUUUAAUUGAAAUAAUAUUAAAUAUAUUUUGCUUUUAAUAUAUAAUAUGAAUUAGACACUCUUCAAGGAUAUUAAAUAAUUAUUUAAAUUAUUAUAAAAAUAACUGUACUUCAAACUCUUAUAGUAAUUAAUAUAAAAUCAAAUGAAUGUUUACAUUA
Messenger RNA from Rhopalosiphum padi (bird cherry-oat aphid), 1159 nucleotides. RefSeq names its product V-type proton ATPase subunit D. Gene Ontology annotation, molecular function: proton-transporting ATPase activity, rotational mechanism. Gene Ontology annotation, cellular component: proton-transporting V-type ATPase complex. Bases 282 to 1007 code for a protein of 241 amino acids. The record is from RefSeq and is a predicted model, not a curated record. NCBI's taxonomy places the organism in Eukaryota, Metazoa, Arthropoda, Insecta, Hemiptera, Aphididae. The transcript has 6 exons.